GAUCCGCUCUCUUUCCCCGGAGCUUGCCUCGGACUCCCGUUUCCAUGGCUACCCUUCCCCGCGCCCUGCCCUGCCGCUCCGUUUCCAUGGAAACUCUCUCCCGCGGCUACGCGGGGCAGGGGCUCUCCGGACCCACUCGCCCUCAGUGCGCAGGCGCAGCCCCGGCCUAGACGCUCUCUUCCGCCCGGGCCUGGCAGCAGCGAGCGGAGUCAGGGCCGGGAUCUCCCCGGGCCCAGUGUCACCAACCUAUCCUUCCAAUACCUGGGCCAGGGUUGGGCAAGAGGCAGCCAUGACAAGCUCCCCUGUUUCCAGAGUAGUUUACAAUGGCAAGAGAAACAGCAGUCCUCGCUCCCCAAGCAACAGCAGUGAGAUCUUCACUCCUGCACAUGAGGAAAAUGUGCGCUUCAUCUAUGAAGCAUGGCAAUCUGUGGAGCGGGAUCUCCGCAGUCAAAUGGCAGGUGGUGAACGGGUUCUUGUAGAGGAAUAUGUGGAGAAGGUACCAAAUCCCAGUUUGAAGGCAUUCAAACCUGUUGACUUGAACGACCUAAAGCGACGGAACACACAGGACUCUAAGAAAUCCUAAAGUGGCUUGGGCUGUCCCAGCCGCAGUGCUGGCAUGUGGCCACUGGUACAUGAAUUUGAUAAGUUUGUGUUGGUUUCCUCCUUAGGUCUGGAUUGUGCCUGGGGCUGGCUCUGAAUUUCCUAGGAAGGAUUGGCUUUCUGCCUCUUCUUCUCAGCAUUCCCUGGCCUGGGCUGCCUGUCUUCAUUCUAGAAUUGAGCCCAGGAGUUCCUUUUCCUUAGUAAAUGACAUUUUAAUCUGACGAUAGCCAAGUGACUGGCAUGUGUCUUCUCUGUCUACAUGUGAAAUAAGACAGAAGCAUUGGGAACCACCAGACCUAGACUCUCCCUAAAGUCCUCUCAAAACCCAGCUGUUCUUAGGGAAAAGCUGAGAGGCUGAUGGGAAAGUGGUUAUGUAGUCUAUUCUGCCAAUACAAACCAGGAGCUUUUAGACUGCUAAUCCUUGAGCUUUUGGUCUGAAGAAUGGAACAGUAUUGCUCUGCCCGUUGGUACAGUGAUGAUGAAGAAGAACUGAAAAAUAGAAGCGUCAAGCCCAGGACAGUUUCUCAAGUGCAAACUUUUUGAGAUUCAACUGUAUCUGGAUAAAUCUGACUGGUCUCCCUUACCACGUGCUCAAAAGAUGCACCAGAUUCUGUGGUUUUUACACUUUGACUAGCAGCCCCAGCCAGGGGGGAGGUGGCAUUUCUGAGCUAGCCCCAGAGCCCAGCCCCCGUGCCCCAGCAGGGCUGGGGACAGCCUUAGUGUGUGCUGUUCACUAGCAAGUGGCAGAAGUACCCAUGCUUGUGCCUAGCCCAGGCAUUGGUGUUGGGGACCCUACCUAAAAUAGGUAGGCAAGGGCAUGGUGGCUGUUUCUUUCCCUUUGUUAUGUCCCCCUUUGAAUUGUGUCUGUCUUUAAGGGGUGUUGUAAAUAAAACUGGUUAGUCAUUUUGA
Molecule: messenger RNA, 1509 nt
Organism: Ahaetulla prasina
Lineage: Eukaryota; Metazoa; Chordata; Lepidosauria; Squamata; Colubridae
Gene: MCRIP1
Product: MAPK regulated corepressor interacting protein 1
Exons: 5
Coding region: 290-583 (97 amino acids)
Source: RefSeq, a predicted model, not a curated record